Molecule: messenger RNA, 2642 nt
Organism: Osmia lignaria (orchard mason bee)
Lineage: Eukaryota; Metazoa; Arthropoda; Insecta; Hymenoptera; Megachilidae
Gene: dcma
Product: decima
Cellular component (GO): membrane
Source: RefSeq, a predicted model, not a curated record
AUGACGGAAUCGCCGAUACCAUCAGUCAGCAACGCUCAGAUCCAGACGCAAGAUGAGAGGAGCGAAAAAGCGGAAAGGGCUAUUCUUCUGCAAAUUCAGGAGAUCAACGGGCAAGUGGCCCAGUACCGUGAUCUGCUGUUAAGCAUCGGGAAACCGCGGGACUGUCCGGAACUGCGUGAGAAAAUUCGGCGAGCACGACGGAACUGUGUAGAAACGUGUAAAAACACGUCCCAGCUUUUACUGCCACAAGUAGGAAAGACUACUGACAUCGGUAUACCCGUAGACUGCCCGAAUUUAAUGCUGCUAUUCUACGUUUCCCAAUUGUUCCUACGCGAACUGUUCAAAAGUGAGCGUCUGAUUCGCAGUGUUCCGAUGGACAUGAGCGAGUACGAAACUCGAACCGGCCCAUCAAACAUCGGCAACGUGAUCUCGCAGAUACUUCUGUGCAAACAGAUCACCCCGAACUUCUACGAGGAGGAGUUGGGCAGCAUCAGAAAAGAUUCGGAGGAAAUUCGAGAAUUGAUCAACGAGCUGCAAGAGUUCAUGCCCCAAUCGGACGGCGAUAUAGAAAAGUACCAGGCUCUGCAUCACAGCGGAAACAGAGGAAAUCGUGGGAACGGAAAACGAGUUCAAAGAAACCGAUGGAAUCACAUCAAUGAUAGAUCUAAUAGAUCAGUUAGACAAUCGUCCUACUUGCACGAAGCUCUGAAUCUUUUCUGUUGCACCGCGAGGGCCAAUUACGUUUAACUUAACGCUGGAAGGAGCAAAAAUUUCGUUCGCUUACGUGUUUAUCGUUAACGAAAAAAAUAUGGAUCCUUUGAACCUUCUGGUGUUAAUCGAUUUCAUUUCGUCGGCAUUCUAAGAGACUGCCAGCGUUUCGCUUUCGAGUAAGUCUGAGUUGAUCACUGAGUUGUUCAACAAGCAUUCUUCUUAUCGUUCUACACACCGGGCCAAUUUUAACCCAUAGACUGGCUGAAGUUACCAAUCGAUUUGGUUCUUGCCACCAGUUCGUAAGUGAAACAGUAACCGAAUAACCGAGAUAUAAUUUGAAUAAUAGUUGUGGUAACAAUGGUUUAUUUGAAUAAUAGAAACUCGUGUUUCCAGACAAAUGGAUAGGAGCACGAAAUCUGACUAUUAUGUUUCGUGAUGUACACGAAUGUACGUAUAAUUAAACACUCAGCGAUGGUGUUGAUAACAAAAAUUUAAUAAAAGUUUCGAUCAUUCGUUUUACGAAAGUUUCAUUUGACUAAACGAAGUCAUCGCCGGUCUAAGGAUUAAAUGUCCGUGAAGAAUCUUGGAUUCGACUAGUCUGGUAGACGAUAAGAACCUGAUACAAGCUUUAUUUAGUUAAUAAGAUACAGAUCUAUAAAUAUAGAUAUACAUAUACAUAUUCUGCGAAGAUAUUUUUUUAAAGGAGCUUCAUUUACAGAGGAAUCGUUUGAAGUUGAGUAUGAACCGAAUUAAUAAUACGAUCAUAAUCGUAUCGAUGAUCGACCAAUCAGUUUCGUGGAAAAAUAGAUGUUAAAUGUAUAUCGCUCUUUGAUCUGCACCGAUUAUCAAUCAAUGGUAUUUAAUGGAUAAAAAUAUCAAAAUUGCAAAAAAAAAAAAAAAAAAAACAGCCCCCCUUCUAAAUGUUGUGCGAUCUGAUCGCGUACUAACACGAUCAUACCUACGCGUGUUCUUAUAUAGCAUCUACCGAGGCACGAAUUUUUCCGAACGUGUACUCGUGACUAUUCGUGUCCUACCCCGCGAUAUUUGAAUUCGAUUAAUAAAAUCUCUGUGGAAAAUGAUGGGUACAGAUGAAGAACGAGCAUAAAUAUUUUGCCGACAGUGUACAUUGUACAGAAAGCUAGAGAAAUGCGUCAACUCGGAAAGUAGAAAGAGAAAUGCCGAUCAAAUUAGACGUUAAUGAAUCCAAUAGAGGACCAAAUUGAACCACGCGCCGCUCGUUUGCGAUAAAACUGACGCGAGAGAAUUAUUUUAACUAUGAAAUUUUCAUGUUAAUUAAAGCUUGACAGAAAUAUCCUUUGUUACUAUUGUUAUAUUAUCGUUCACGUGUUAAUUAACAAAGAGAAGUAAUUAUAAAAGUCACUCUUAUGGUAAACGAGCAAUGCGCAUAUAUACACGGUUUGUUUUAAUGUUAAAUACAUAUAUUAUUGUAUGAAUGUUUUGAAGAAAAAAAGAUAUACAUAUGAAUGUAUUCACAUAAAUGUAUAUGGUGUUAGUUUUAUGACCAUGCAUAACACUAAUACUGAUAAAAUACUAAUUCUGGUUACUAACCUAUUAUUCAUGAUAUUCAACAAUAAAUCUGGUACACAUUUGUGCGUCCACAGAUACAACAAAAUGGUUAGCUUCUUAAAUUACGUAGUAUUGGUAUUUACAUUAUAUUAAUGUUAAAUAGAAUGAAAGAAGUAAAUUAAUUAAUUAUAAAAUAAUUAACGACCAAAAAAUGAGAAAAAAGCAAAAAGUAUAACUUUGUGAAAUUUCUUCGUGGUAAUAAUUUUGUGUAUGUUGCGUUCAAUUUAUUUGUCGUAUUGAAUAGAACGAUUCAAAGAUAAAUCAAAUGUAAUGAAUAAAUAAUAGAAGAGAUAUCUGUAAAACUGUCAGCUGUGUCACAUUAAACAAGGACGGAUAACAGGAAA